AUGCAACAAGAGAAGCAUGCACCGAACUCGCCAUGGCGACAUCGGCGGUUUCCACCCGAUGCUUCUUCCGAAUUAUUUCGGGACGAUCAACUUCGGCAGCCAGUGCUCUCGCACGAUUGGUGGAAGAGUCGGGUCGAUUUCAAUGCCUUCAUCAACUCAAUGGACGACAAGUCUUUUGGAUAUCUGUGUUUGAUACGCGAAUAUGCGACACGCGCUCUGCAGGGUAAAGCUGCAGAAUACAGUGGGCUAUACAAGGCCAUUGUGUCUCAAACGGCUCAAGAAGAAGACAUGUCUCGUAUGUCGGUCACCGAAUUCGAGGCUGACGGGCUACGCUCGAGGACUUUUCUAACUUUUGACGACUUUUUGCUCUAUAUGCGUAAAUCUUUCGAAGAAGGAGAGACGUCUUCGAGACACUUGUUCGUAUUGGAAGACAUGCCUGUGCGGUAUAUUUGUCUUCUAGGGUCAAGACUACGCAUCCAUCCUACGGUUUUUGCACACCAUUAUAGCACCGAGGAAAGUAGCACCCUAUCAGACAACAUCAUUGGUCUUCCUUCUGUCGUCCAGACUAGUACGGAGAACGGCCUAGACUACGAGAGCAACGAUGAACAGCUUCAUAAGCCAUAUAAGAGACGAAGUUUCACGCUGAGGUAUCCCAUCGUCAUGCCACGAGUGUCUUCAAAGCAAAAUCCCGACCCAGUUAGAUGCCCACCAUGGCUCAAGCCUAACGACAGACUCAGAGACUAA
Messenger RNA from Alternaria arborescens, 744 nucleotides. RefSeq lists its product as hypothetical. The record is from RefSeq and is a predicted model, not a curated record. NCBI's taxonomy places the organism in Eukaryota, Fungi, Ascomycota, Dothideomycetes, Pleosporales, Pleosporaceae. The transcript has a single exon. Bases 1 to 744 code for a protein of 247 amino acids.